This is a messenger RNA of Symbiodinium sp. CCMP2592, 2043 nucleotides long. The record is from the annotation of a GenBank genome assembly. NCBI's taxonomy places the organism in Eukaryota, Dinophyceae, Suessiales, Symbiodiniaceae.
AUGGUGCGACUGGUUCCAGUACUCCUUCCAGCCUGUACCGCAGUGGGGUCCGUGCAUCCCAAAAUGUUGGACCGGCGGCUGGAGGAGGCGGUGGACCAUAAUUCGGACACCUGGUUGUCGGUGGAGGCUCUGGCCCACAGCAUUGUGCCGGAGGAGCUAGUGAAAGAGAUCCUCUUCGACAGUGUGAUGCAGGAGGACUACCGGCAUCUGAUGCCAGGCCUGGACCUAAACUCCAAGGAGAUGACAGCCCAGAUGCUGUCAUGGCAAACUCCCUCCUUGGCUUGGGGGCAGAGGGUUCCUGCAGAGGUUCGGGACCACAUGGAGGCCGUCCAGCGUCGGGCCUGCGAAAAGUGCGCCUCGCCCGGCUGCUGCGAGCCGCAGCGGUGGUGCUGGUGGCUGCAUGAGCGGCUGACCAAGCUGAUUGACGAGACGGGUAAGCAGGUGAAUCUCUACUACGACCUUCAAAAUCGCAAGUAUGAGAAGCUACAGGAUGCCGCCUUCUUCUGGGGCUCGCCGAUGCUGCUGCCUCCCUUCCUGGCUGCCCUGCGGAUCCACGAGGACGUGAGCCGCUUCCUGGCCUUCCUCUUCAGCCGCCACGCCUCGAGUCCCACGUUGCAUCGCUGCCUGGAUACCAAGUGGGGAGCUGUGCUUCGAAGUGGCUACGUUAGCAUGGUGGAGAACCAGGAGGAGCUCAGCAAGCAGGUGGCCAAGAUCUUCUGGGAAAUUGGCGCCACGUCCCGUUUCACGAAUUUUCGCUGGAUCACAACGAGCGAGCAGAUGAUGCCCGUGAGAGAAGGCUGGCAGCUGAUCUUUAACGGUUUCAUCGCCAUGAGGAGGAGCCUUAGCUUCCUCCGCCAGACGCGACAUCGCUUGGGUCUGCUGAGGCCUCAACACGCGGACUCGGACUCAGACCAUUUGCUCCCCAAGGAGGGGGGUGAGUACGACACCUGGGAGCUGAGACGCAGCCUCUUCCAGGAGGACAGAAAAUUCACUGACAAGAUGGUGCUGCGCUUCCUUAUUCGCAAGGUUUUCGUUGCGGACGACACCGUUGGAGACUUCGGCGCUUUCAAGGGCUCAUAUGCUGCCUGGCUGAACGACACCGGUCUCGUCCAGGUGAUGGCUUAUGAUGGCAUCGCCAAUGUGACAUCUGUGACGGGUGGCAUAGUGCAACAUCAAAAUCUAGGACAGCCCUUCGAUCUUGGAAGACGCUUUGACUGGAUCAUGUCCCUGGAGGUUGGAGAACACCUUCCCUCCACGGCGGCCUCCACCUUCUUGAGCAACAUCCGACGACAUGCUGUCAAAGGUGCAGUCAUUAGCUGGGGAACCCCUGACUUUCCAUCGGUGCAUCACCCGAACCUGCUCACGGAGGAGGAGUCGACACGCUUGAUCGAGCGUCACGGCUUCCAGCAGCAGAAGGACUUGACAUCGCAGCUGCGCUCCGCGGCCGAGCUGGAGUGGCUGAAACAGACCAUUGCGGUGUACCACACCAAAGACUGGUCAGAUGACGAGCGCCGCGAUUCGAUUUCGAAGAAAAGGUCUACGUCGAACCCGAUGUUCCUCAGCUGGCGCGACAGCCGGCAGGAGCAGUCCAGUCUGCUUCAGAAGCUCUUCCAGUGGAAGUUGUCGCAGUACCCUUGCCGGGAGGUGAUCGUGAUCAACGGUGGAGCAGGCUUCAGCACGACGGGAGACCUGCGGGACAGCAGGCUUGGCCUCUCCAUUCCUGUCAUCUUCGCCGGUGUCGUGGAAGGCCUGACUUCCUGCCAUGGCUGGCAACUCACCGGAGAAGUGCCUGGUGGUCGCUUCAAGUACAGCUACCGCCAGCCCAGUCCCAACAAAUGGGGCCUCCACUUUCUCGACAUUGACCUCGGCACUUCGCAACGACCAGCGGUGGACAUCUCGCUGGUUACCGGGCCUCUCCCGCAGCCGCAUGCGCCGCGGGCGGCGCAGCGAGGGGUCGUCCACGAGAAAGACGAGUCGCAGCAAGCCGAAAUCGAACAGGAUCGGAGGAGGCAGGCGGCCCUCGCCCCAACACCGAGGGCCUAG